AUGGUGUGUAAAUGUCACAUUUCAGGAAAGCCCUCAAGCAUUCUUUUCCUUUACCCCACAAAGGAUGCUGCGGUCUCUGACCUGGGCAAGGCCUCCUACCACGAAUUAAUAAGCCGGACAUCGGCAGUUUCCUCCUUCACACUUGCACAGCGUGCUAAACUGCAACACGCCAACCUCGGCCACGACGCCAGUCUCCCCGAAGCCCCUACAUAUUUUUACUGUUCUUUUUAUCACCAUGAAUAUGUUGAAAGCCUUUAUAAUAACAGCAUUGCAGCCCAAAAUGGAGUUAAUUCUGACUGGGAGAAGAAAGUAAUUGAAUAUUUUAAGGAAAAGCUGAAGGAAAAUAACGCCCCUAAAUGGGUACCAUCACUGAAUGAAGUUCCCCUUCAUUAUUUGAAACCUAACAGUUUUGUGAAGUUUCGUUGCAUGAUUCAGGAUAUGUUUGACCCUGAGUUUUACAUGGGAGUUUAUGAAACGGUUAACCGAAACACAAAAGCACGUGUCCUUCAUUUUGGAAAAUACAGAGAUGUAGCAGAGUGUGGGCCUCAACAAGAAGUUGAUUUAAACUCCCCACGAACUACCACUUUGGAAAGACAGACUUUCUAUUGUGUCCCAGUGCCUGGGGAAUCUACAUGGGUAAAAGAAGCCUAUGUUAAUGCAAACCAAGCUCGAGUUAGUCCUUCAACGUCCUACACUCCCAGUCGUCACAAGAGGAGUUACGAAGAUGAUGAAGAUAUGGACCUGCAGCCCAGUAAACAGAAAGACCAACAUGCAGGUGCCAGGCAAGCAGGGAGUGUUGGUGGUCUUCAGUGGUGUGGAGAGCCAAAACGUUUAGAAACUGAAGCUUCUACUGGCCAACAGCUGAACUUCUUGAACCUCUCUUCUCCCUUUGACCUGAAUUUUCCACUGCCAGGGGAGAAGGGCCCUGCAUGCCUCGUGAAGGUCUAUGAAGACUGGGAUUGUUUCAAAGUCAAUGAUGUUCUUGAGUUAUAUGGUGUCCUAUCUGUGGAUCCUGUGCUAAGUAUACUGAAUAAUGAUGAAAGGUGAGUCUGUUCUUUUUUGGGUAACUUUAUUUUGAUACAAUUUCAAACUUGCAGAAAAGCUGGAGGAUAGUUAUAAAGAACUUUCUCCCUUUACCCAGACUUACCCGUUAACACUUACGCCCCAUUUGCUCUGUCAUUCAUUUGUGCUCUUACAUAGGCACAUUUUUAUAUACGUAUGUGUUUAUCUGAAAUGAGAGUAAG
Leptonychotes weddellii (Weddell seal) is the source of this 1244-nucleotide messenger RNA. NCBI's taxonomy places the organism in Eukaryota, Metazoa, Chordata, Mammalia, Carnivora, Phocidae. The record is from RefSeq and is a predicted model, not a curated record.